This is a messenger RNA of Symbiodinium sp. CCMP2456, 1293 nucleotides long. The record is from the annotation of a GenBank genome assembly. Lineage: Eukaryota; Dinophyceae; Suessiales; Symbiodiniaceae.
AUGCCCCUCGAGAACCUCCUGGCGCCGACGCUCCCCUACGUAGAGAACCUGGACAACCUUCGGAACCUCAAGCUCCUAACGAACCUCUCCAAGAAGACGAACCUCCGCACCCCAGGUCUCUUCGACGCCGAGAACGACAUCGAGAUCGACGAUCAGCAAACUGCAGAGGACCAGGCCAGUGACUUCAAGGGUGUAGACUAUGAAAGACCACAGACCGCCAUCCUCAAGAUUGAGAAGGAGAAGCCGGAAAAGCUAAUGGAGUCACGGUACGUGAUCACUAAGAAGCCGCUGGAGCCCGCCGAGGUUAGCAAAGCGGAGAGCGAAGGCGUUCUCCUGGAGGACCGUGAACACGGUCCACGCAAGGCCAAGCGUCGACACGUCAUGAAAGGUUACUCCGAAGAGUCGGCGUUGGAUGUGGAGUUCACCACUACCCAAAUCACCCGGGACUCGGUGAUCUUCGCUGGCAAUCCCGGAGCGCAUCCACCACAAUUGCUUCGUCUUCCUUCGGCAUGUUAUGGUUUGACGGAUGGGCCCGUAGCAUGGUACAAACAUCUCGCAAAGAACUUGAGGAAGCUAGGCUAUGAGACCAGCAAAGCAGAUCCUUGUGUGUUUUUCCUUCGGGGCCCUCCUUCGAAAGGGUCCGAGUUUGAAGGGAUCAUUGGCGUAGCUACGGAUGACCUUCUACAUGGUAGCAACGAGAGACGUUGGAAGAACAUCGAAGUGAUCGCCAAGGAGUAUAACCUCGACAAGAAUCAGCAGGGAACGGGUAGAUGCGACAUUGCCGGAAGAGUGGCUAUCCUGCAACGGUCGUUCCCCGAGCCCCAGGUGAAGGACCUCAUCGAGGCGAACCGGAUCAGCGAGGAAGCUCGCAAGGACAGCGACUUAGGGAUGCGAGUGAUGCCCAUUCCGGUUGAAGGCCUUCGGGUUUCGGUUGUGACAGAUGCGGCGUGGGGGAAUGCCAAGGAGCAACCUUGGAUUGAGGACCACCCAGCAGACUGCUGGGAGGAGCAGAAAGACUGCUGGAUCAGGCACCACGUGCACCCUCGGAGGACGACCUUUCGUCCGGGAGGAGCGCCGUCCGGACCAGAUCUACAUGACCUGACGGAAGACCGCAAGACCGUCGAGUUCGGCAAAGCGGACGACAACACGGAUGGAGCCUGGACCGGCAGCAGCUGCUUCUGGAAGUCAGUCGGAGAAAAGCUGUCUGCCAACAAGGACGGACAGAUCGUCAUUUAUCACGAUCGGAAGCUCUCAGAGACGGAGACUCCGGCAAUGACGACGGUGGCUUCGUGA